ACCUCAGAUGGUCAACUAUACAGCAACUAUACAAUGAAGACCACGACAUUGAUUCAACGACUUGCAGCUACAAGCCUGAGCCCAUCAAAGACCUAUAGGCGAUACCAUCUUCCAUCCUCGUCAGGCCCCAGCGGACAGCCACCCUCGAUAUCGGAUCAAUAUGACAAGUUCUACCGGUACACAAGCGGCCGCUGGCUCUGGGACGAAGAAAAGCAACUCCAGGACCGAUUCACACCGUUCAAUGUACCGGAGCUCCAGCGUAUCGCGGCCACAAGCAUUAAAGCCAACAAGUGCGUUGCCAUGACGAAGCUGGCAGAAGGCUCUUUUAACAAGACCUUUCAUCUCAGGAUGGACAACGGGUCUACUCUCGUUGCCAGGAUACCUCACCCCAUUGCGGGACCAAAAUACUAUACCACUGCAUCAGAAGUCGCCACGAUGGAUUUUGUAAGACCAAAGUUGCCUUUCUUGCCUGUAGCAAGUUACAAGUUGUUUGAACAUCGCUGGCUUACUCUACCUCUACUACAGGCUCGUACAGUGCUCCAGAUACCCGUCCCGCAGGUCUAUGCGUGGAACCCACACGUCGAUAACCCCGUUGGCGCCGAGUAUAUCAUCAUGGAGGAAGCUGUGGGGACAAAACUAGAGGAUGUAUGGCAUGAUCUGUCUCUAGAAGACAGACUUAAAAUCGUAGAGGAUCUGGUAUCGAUUGAAAGUAAGCUUCUUUCAGUAUCUUUCAGCAGAUAUGGGAAUCUCUAUUACUCUGGCCAGGCAGUCCCCGGGGCUGUGGUCGCUGACGUUGUGAAUGAUACAGCACCGGCGCUUAAAAUGGACGUGAAGAAGCGGUUUGCUAUUGGCCCUGUUGUAGCAAGGGAUUUCUGGACCAAAGAACGUUCUCUGAUGGAUAUAGAUCGGGGUCCAUCACGCCGUGAACAGAAGUGGAUUGAACAAUACGCGGUUCCCGAGCCUGCCACCGAUCCAUCCACGACCCCUACAGCACAAAAUUCCCCCGAAGCCCAUCUUUCUCUUCUCAAAAAGUACUUACAAGUGGCCCCUUAUCUCCUGCCCACUGAUGACCCAGAUCUCGUUGCAUCUACCAUCUGGCAUACAGAUCUCCAUGCCGGCAACCUCUUUGUGGACAAAGGCCAUAUCACUAGCGUGAUUGAUUGGCAACAAGCUUGGGCUGGGCCCCUAGUUCUUCAAGGCCGUCACUCACGUCUAGUUAAUUAUGACGGGGAUAUAAUUUUGAAACCGCCGCCGAAUUUCAAGGAGCUUGAACCGAGUGAGAAGGCCCAGUUGAAAAAGCAGAUCGCCAGUUCCAGAAUUCUUUAUCUUUAUGAACUGCAGACAGCGAAACGCAACACUAGUCUCAACAAAGUCUUCCGUUUGAAGUUCGGGCGAGUAAGGUGCCAGCCUAUAAGCUUUGUUGGCGACACCUGGGACGACGAUAUUCUGCCAUUGCGCGAAUCACUGAUAAAUGUGGAAAGAUAUUGGCAUGAGCUUGGAUUCAACUUUGCGUGUCCAAUUCACUUUACACAGGACGAGCUCCGGAGACACGCAGAGGAUGGAGAAGGAUGGAAUGAAGCGCAAGACUUUUGGAAAGCUAUAGCGGGAAUCGUCGCGCGUGAUGGAUGGACUCCACACGGCAUGUAUGAUGAGGCUGUGGCUCUUUUUGCUGAACUCAGGGAACUCGGGUUAGAGAACAUGAAGGGAAAGGAGAGAGAUGAAUUUGAAGCACAGACACGGUGGGCAGAGAGCUCUUCCCAGAGCCAUAAUGAAGGAUGA
Trichophyton verrucosum HKI 0517 is the source of this 1779-nucleotide messenger RNA. RefSeq lists its product as uncharacterized. The record is from RefSeq and is a predicted model, not a curated record. The annotation marks the transcript as partial. NCBI's taxonomy places the organism in Eukaryota, Fungi, Ascomycota, Eurotiomycetes, Onygenales, Arthrodermataceae. Gene Ontology annotation, cellular component: mitochondrion. The transcript is spliced from 4 exons.